This is a messenger RNA of Nematolebias whitei (Rio pearlfish), 1504 nucleotides long. It is a transcript of the gene spina, whose product is annotated as spindlin-1. The transcript is spliced from 7 exons. The coding region runs from base 211 to 987 and encodes 258 amino acids. Gene Ontology annotation, biological process: gamete generation. Lineage: Eukaryota; Metazoa; Chordata; Actinopteri; Cyprinodontiformes; Rivulidae. The record is from RefSeq and is a predicted model, not a curated record.
UGUAGCUUAGCAUUUGUGGGAGAGAUGGCCGUGAAGUGUCUCUGGUUCCUGUGAAGUGGAAACGGGCUCUGUGGAUCUCGGCAGGAGGCCAGGAACUCCGUCCCGGUCCGCUCGGACCUCCGUUCUUUGAAAAUAAUCUUCACGCUCUGAACCUCGUUGUGUUGUAGCUUCGUGAGCGGGCAGCCUGGCUGCCCCUUUGCCUCCAGAUGAAUGAAAAGCCCCCCGGGACACCGAGACGCAGCCGAUGCAGGACACGCAGGCGUUUCUGCAAACAUGAUGAAGAAGAAGAAUCCACACAAAAAACAUAAGAGCAGUCUGGGCCCAACCACCAAAGUUCUGUCCCAGCCGCAACGCAACAUCGUGGGCUGCAGAAUCCAACACGUGUGGAAGGGCGGGGGCGGACACGUGGUGUGGAAAGGGACGGUUCUCGACCAGGUUCCCGUGAACCCGUCGCUCUACCUGAUAAAGUACGAUGGGUUCGACUGCGUCUACGGUCUGGAGCUCCAUAAAGACGAGCGGAUCCAGGGACUGGAAGUGCUGCCCGACAGACUCGCUAAGUCUCGUCUGACGGACGUCGGCCUCGCCGACACCAUGAUCGGGAAAGCCGUGGAGCACAUGUUUGAGACGGAGGAGGGUCCGAAGGAGGAGUGGAGGGGCAUGGUUCUGGCCCGAGCUCCCAUCAUGACCACCUGGUUCUACAUCACCUACGAGAAAGACCCGGUUCUGUACAUGUACCAGCUGCUGGACGACUACAAAGAGGGAGACCUGCGGAUCAUGCCCGACUCCAACGACAGCGUCCCAGCGGAGCGGGAGCCCGGCGAGGUGGUGGACAGCCUGGUGGGCAAGCAGGUGGAGUACGCCAAAGAGGACGGCGGCAAACGAACAGGCAUGGUCAUCCACCAGGUGGAGGCCAAACCGUCCGUCUACUUCAUCAAGUUCGACGACGACUUCCUCAUUUAUGUGUACGACCUGGUCAAGACUUCGUAAAGACUCCGGACGUCCCGAUCCGCCCCGCGCCCACGUGACAGAAAUCUACAGCAAGCGCAGCUCAUGUUGACGCACCUGAAGCGUUUAACCCAGCAGUCCUUCCUCAGUCCAUCAAACACACGGAGAGGAAAACAGAAAUAAAUCAUUUUUUAUGUUUUCUCUUGUUCCAUUUUCAGCUCAGUGCCUGAAAGUUCGUACAGAGAAAUACGAUCAGAUUUUCUUCCAGAAACAUCUAGAUGAAUACGAUGAACCAGAGCAAUGGCAACCUUCAUCUCCCCCAUAUCCAAGAAAACACAGAAACGUUUUCUCCAUCUUCAGCUGACGCAGAGAAAUGAAUCCCAGUGAAGAGACGGAAGGAUUUUUAAAUUCAUCACUUUUAAAACAAACAUGAACCUGAAGAUAAACGAUUCCUGGACAGGAACUCGUACAAUCAUGAAGAAACUGACUGGACUUUCAAUAUGGCGCUGAUGGUUCCUUGACCUGAAGGCCCAAAGUAUGGAAGCCUAUUUUGGCCAAA